UGGGAAAUGGCGGCUGCUGGUUUAUUAGCUGUUGCAGGGGCAGCGGAGUACUCUGGCCCAGUAGCAUCCGGAGGUAACCUCUCCGGUGUUGACUGCGGCCCACGUCCCGGAGCAGGCCCUGGUCCUGGCCCAGGCUCGUGGAGCCGCUCUCUCGAUCGAGCCCUGGAGGAGGCGGCAGUAACCGGGGUGCUGAGCCUGAGCGGCCGGAAACUGAGGGAGUUUCCCCGGGGAGCGGCCAACCACGACCUGACGGACACCACCCGGGCGGACCUGUCACGAAAUCGCCUCUCAGAAAUCCCUUUAGAAACAUGUCACUUUGUUUCUCUUGAAAAUCUCAACUUGUACCAAAAUUGUAUUCGGUAUAUCCCAGAGGCAAUUCUAAACCUACAAGCUCUAACAUUCUUAAAUAUUAGUCGGAACCAACUGUCAACAUUGCCAGUACACUUGUGUAAUUUGCCAUUGAAAGUCUUAAUUGCAAGUAAUAACAAACUGGUUUCACUUCCAGAAGAAAUUGGACACCUUAGACAUUUGACAGAACUUGAUGUAAGCUGCAAUGAAAUUCAAACUAUACCUUGCCAAAUUGGUAAUCUGGAGGCCUUGAGAGACCUUAAUGUAAGAAGAAAUCACUUAGUACAUUUGCCUGAAGAGCUGGCAGAGUUGCCUUUGAUACGGUUAGAUUUUUCAUGCAAUAAAAUUACAACAAUCCCUGUUUGUUAUCGGAACCUCAGGCACCUACAGAUGAUCACCCUAGAUAACAAUCCACUACAAUCACCUCCUGCACAGCCUACAGAUGAAUUUUCAGAUCUGCCUCUUAGAGUAGCAGAGAUUACUAAAGAGCAAAGACUACGAAGAGAAAGCCAGUACCAAGAGAAUCGCAACAGCUUAGUAGUAACAAAUGGUGGAGUGGAACACGAUCUGGAUCAGAUCGACUACAUUGACAGCUGUACCGCAGAAGAAGAGGAGGAGGAGGUGAGACAGCCCAAGGGCCUGGACUCAGACAGCCUCAGCUCACAGUUUAUGGCAUAUAUUGAACAACGGCGGAUCUCUCAUGAGGGUUCACCAGUAAAGCCUGUAGCCAUUAGGGAGUUUCAAAAAACAGAAGAUAUAAGAAGAUAUUCACAUCAAAACAGGGUUCCCAUUGAGCCAUCUUCUCUCUUGUCACUACCACCAAGUCACAAUCAGCUAUCACAUAAAGACGUGGAACUUCAUCGGAGAAGAGAACAAUUAGUAGAGCGUACUCGGAGAGAGGCACAGCUCGCUGCCCUGCAGUAUGAGGAGGAGAAAAUAAGGACCAAACAGAUUCAGAGAGAUGCUGUCCUGGACUUUGUCAAAGUGAGUCAUUUGAAUUCAUUGAGUGCCCAACAUUUCCUUCUUGAUGGUCAUUCUCAAUGUCCCUUCCCAUCCAGAAGGUCUCAGCACACUGAUGAUAGUGCCUUGUUAGUGUCGCUGUCAGGGUUGAAUCAAGUGGGCUGUGCUGCUAUGCUGCCUCAUUCUUCUGCCUUCACACCUCUUAAGGAAAUUCAUCAUUCCCCUGCAUAUUCUUUUCCUGCUGCUAUCCAGAGAAAUCAGCCCCAGUGCCCUGAAAGCUUCCUUUUCCGAGCAGCGGUCAGGGCAGAAACAAGUAAAGGUCAUGCUUCACCCCUUCUUCCAUCUUCUGCACCUACCACUGAUUCUACAGACCCCAUAACAAGACAGAAUUCAAGACAGAGAGAGGAGGAGCUGGAAUUAAUAGAUCAACUACGGAAACAUAUCGAGUACCGGUUGAAAGUAUCUCUGCCUUGUGAUCUUGGAGCAGCUCUAACCGACGGUGUUGUUCUUUGCCAUUUGGCCAAUCAUGUGCGACCUCGAUCUGUCCCAAGCAUUCAUGUUCCCUCACCAGCUGUACCUAAAUUAACAAUGGCAAAAUGCAGGCGAAAUGUGGAGAAUUUCCUAGAAGCUUGCAGAAAAAUUGGUGUACCUCAGGAGCAAUUAUGUUUGCCUCUCCACAUUUUAGAAGAGAAAGGUUUGAGCCAGGUUGCAGUGACGGUCCAGGCUCUCCUAGAACUUGCCCCACCCAAGCAACAGCAGCACCAGUUAUCUGCUGUUUAAGGACUCCCAGGACCUUGGGCGUUGGCCUAGCCAAAGCAAGGAACAGGACAACGUGAUUGCUGCUGCCCGCUGUCUGCUUAAACAGAGCUCUUAUGUGUUCUUAGAAGGGACUGUUUCCCCGAUUCCUAACAGGAAUAUGUUGCUUCAUUUCUCCAUUUUAGGGGAGGUUACAUCCAUUUCCAUUGAAUUUUUUUAUGAAGACAUAGUUGGUUUUCUCAAAUGAAACUUCUCUCAUUACUGAGAACCCAACACCAAAGCCUAAACCGGCUGUGCUUUCCUAGAGAGCAGGCUUAUUUCACAUACCAGAAAGCAUAUCUUCUCAGGAAGAUAUUUGGCUCUCUUGAAGGCACAAACAUGCUGUUAUCUUUACCUGUUCUCAAGACAUCUACAGUCCACUGGUUUCUAAGCUUAUUCAUUCAUUAGAAUCUCCUGGAGCAUUUGUUAAAAUACAGAUU
Propithecus coquereli (Coquerel's sifaka) is the source of this 2543-nucleotide messenger RNA. It is a transcript of the gene LRCH3, whose product is annotated as leucine-rich repeats and calponin homology (CH) domain containing 3. The transcript has 19 exons. Lineage: Eukaryota; Metazoa; Chordata; Mammalia; Primates; Indriidae. The record is from RefSeq and is a predicted model, not a curated record. Bases 7 to 2088 code for a protein of 693 amino acids. Gene Ontology annotation, molecular function: protein binding.